This is a messenger RNA of Alosa alosa (allis shad), 4739 nucleotides long. RefSeq names its product cytoplasmic polyadenylation element binding protein 4b (gene cpeb4b). Gene Ontology annotation, cellular component: nucleus; cytoplasm; synapse. NCBI's taxonomy places the organism in Eukaryota, Metazoa, Chordata, Actinopteri, Clupeiformes, Clupeidae. The transcript has 11 exons. The record is from RefSeq and is a predicted model, not a curated record. Gene Ontology annotation, biological process: negative regulation of cytoplasmic translation. Bases 524 to 2743 code for a protein of 739 amino acids. Gene Ontology annotation, molecular function: translation factor activity, RNA binding; mRNA 3'-UTR binding; mRNA regulatory element binding translation repressor activity.
CGAUACGGUAGAUUUCUGUGAAGAGAAGGACGGCAGAGGCGAAGGAACACAGCUCUGUCAGCUGGUAAAAAGAAAAGAAGCUGCAGUGUUAUACUAAAACGAUGAAACCAUCGGAUAAGCCUACUCCAAGGAACUAGUUUCUUGUCUAGUUUUAUUUUUUUAUUGAAUUAAAUGACGUAGCUAAUGUUCUUCUGAUCAAAUUUAUGAUUAGCGACUGCCAGUGAAAGAGGGCUGUGUCAUUGAGAAGGCAGGACACGUCAGGAGAGAGAAAACGCUGGGAAGCUAACGUUACAAAUUCUAUUAACAUUACAGCUAACUCAUCUUACACAGCUAGGUCGCUAGCUACUAAAACCAUAAAAGCAUAUCAUCCAUAUCGGCCUCGUCGUAUAUAAGUGUGGUCAAGCUGGAACAGAUAUCGUCAACCAACGCUUGGAUCAAGGGUAACGUUAGCCCUUAAAAGUCUAGGACCUAAAGGCGACGGGAUCGAAUAUUGCGUGGGGGAUAAGAGAACUGCACCAGAUAAAUGGGGGAUUACGGGUUUGGAGUCCUAGUGCAAAACAACACUGGUAACAAGUCUGCUUUCCCAGUAAGAAUACACCCACAUCUCCAGCCUCCUCAUCACCACCAAAACACCUCUCCAAGCCCUGCCACCUUCACGAGCAGUAACACUGCAGGGAAUGGCAACAGUAGUGGGUCCCCCUGGCUGUUCCCCGCCACCAAUGCCCACAGCAGCAUGCAAGAUGAAAUUCUUGGAUCUGAGAAGACCAAAGUGCAGCAACAGGAAAUUCAAGAAACACAAGAGAAACAGCAACAGCAGCAGUCGCAGUUGUCCCCAGCCCCUCAAGAAAGCGGGAUCAUAUCAGAAAUGGACAAGGCUCGAUCUGAGGAGGGCAAGGGUGAAGGUAGCCCCUCGGACGUUAGCAAUGGCAAGGAGAAGCUGCGUCUCGAAUCUCCUGUGCUGACGGCCUUUGACUACCAAGAGGCCCCAGGACUGGGCACGGCUGCCCAGUCCAGUUCUUCCUCCUCCUCCCUGACCAGCUUCAACAACUGGUCUGCUGCUAUUCCCCAGACCCCAGCUUCCACCAUCAUCAACGAGGACAUCAGCUUCUUCAACCCGGCUGCCUCAGCCAACAGUGGGCCGCUGCUGUUCCAGAACUUCUCACACCACGUGAGCCCGGGCUUCGGGGGCAACUUCUCGCCCCAGAUCGGCCCCAUCUCGCAGCACCACCCCCCGCACCCCCACUUCCAGCACCCGCAUAGCCAGGCGCACCCCCAGCAGCACCGCCGCUCCCCGGCCAGUCCGCACCCGCCGCCGCCCUUCCCCCACCGGAGCGCGGCGGCCGCCUUCAGCCAGCUGCCGCAUCUGUCUAACAACCUGAGCAAGCCCCCGUCUCCAUGGGGCAGCUACCAGAGCCCCUCACCCUCGCCCUCCUCCACGUCCUGGAGUCCCGGCGGGGGUUACGGGGGCUGGGGGGGCUCCCAGAGCCGGGACUACCGCAGGGGCCUGAACGGCGGUAUGCCUCCCCUCAACUCCAUCUCACCUCUGAAGAAGACGUUUCCCAACAACCACGUCGUGCCCUCGCAGAAGUACUCCCGCGCCAGCCCUGGCUUCAAUCCAAAGUCCUGGAUCGACGAGAGCGUAAGCCGGAGUGAGAACAUCUUCCCCUUUCAGGAGCGCACUCGUUCAUUUGAUGGCUUCAACAUGCAUUCGCUGGAGAGCUCCCUCAUCGACAUCAUGAGGGCUGAACAGGACACCCUUAAAGGCCGGCUUGGAUUCACACACCCUGCUGGAGACAGUCCUUUGCCCAUAAAUGCAAGGAAUUAUGGGAGGAGACGAGGCCACUCGUCCCUGUUCCCUAUGGAGGACGGCUUUGGGGAAGAUGAGCGUGGGGAGCAGAGCCUGCCCGGCCUGGGUUCCCCCCACUGCUUCCCCCACCAGAACGGGGAGCGCGUGGAGCGCUACUCGCGCAAGGUGUUCGUGGGCGGCCUGCCCCCGGACAUAGAUGAAGAUGAGAUCACAGCAAGUUUCCGUCGCUUUGGACACCUCUUUGUGGACUGGCCUCAUAAGGCCGAGAGCAAGUCCUACUUUCCUCCCAAAGGUUAUGCCUUCCUGCUAUUCCAGGAUGAGAGCUCUGUACAGGCCCUGAUUGACGCCUGCAUUGAAGAGGAUGGAAAACUUUACCUCUGCGUGUCCAGCCCCACCAUUAAAGACAAACCAGUUCAGAUCCGGCCCUGGAACCUGAAUGACAGUGACUUCGUCAUGGACGGCUCUCAGCCUCUGGAUCCCCGCAAAACCAUCUUUGUUGGCGGAGUGCCCCGCCCUCUUCGUGCAGUGGAGUUGGCUAUGAUCAUGGACAGGCUGUAUGGCGGCGUGUGCUAUGCGGGAAUUGACACUGACCCCGAGCUGAAGUACCCCAAAGGAGCAGGGCGGGUCGCCUUCUCUAAUCAGCAGAGCUACAUAGCGGCUAUCAGCGCUCGCUUUGUGCAGCUGCAGCAUGGGGAGAUCGAUAAACGGGUGGAAGUGAAGCCAUACGUGCUGGAUGACCAGCUCUGUGACGAGUGCCAGGGCACGCGCUGCGGAGGCAAGUUUGCGCCCUUCUUCUGCGCCAACGUCACCUGCCUCCAGUACUACUGCGAGUACUGCUGGGCCGCCAUCCACUCACGCGCCGGCCGAGAGUUCCACAAGCCUCUGGUCAAGGAGGGCGGAGACCGGCCACGCCACAUCUCCUUCCGCUGGAACUAGAAGGAGAAGAGAGUGAGGGAGGGAGAAAAGGUGUGAGAGGGGUGAAGAGGAAGAGAGAGAGAGAGAAAGAAAAAGAGAGAGAAAGAAAGAAAGAAGGGGGUAGGCAAAGGAGUCGCAGAAACAUUGUAUAAAUAAAUGCACUUUUCUGUUGCUGGUUCCUUUAGUUUAAUUUAAAGAUUUUAAUUUGUAACUUUAAUAUAUAUUUUAAAAGUCAAACCUUUUGAAAAGAGGAAAACAAUGGAUUUUUAUUAAGAAUUGAAAGAAAGAUGUAUGUACACAAAAAACAACUCAUUUCUCUAUUUUUUCCAUUAGAAUUUAUUUUUCUGGUUUUAGUGCAAAUUGAGUUGUGAAUUUUAUUGUUGUUGUUGUUGUUGUUGUUAUUAUUAUUAUUAUUAUUGUUAUUAUUAUUAUUAUUAUUAUUAUUAUAAAUCCUCCCUAAAGUUUGAUAUUCUUAACCAAUUGGCUCGACCCACUAUGUGUGAAAAAUCCAUUUAGAUUCGCAGUGUCUCUGCACCAUCAUGGCUGUGUGAAAGGUGCACUUAGUUCUUUACCUUUGAGUGGAGAUAUGACGUUAGAUCCUCAGAUUUAAACCAAAGCGCAAUCACUUUUGGUUUCUGUAGAAAAGGAAAGCAAAGAAAAGAAAAAAAAAUAGACGAAAAUUUAGAUUUCUGACUUCAGAUUUUACAGAUUCUCUAGAUUCUCUAGAAGAUCAAACGACCUGAACAUUCGCUCAUUGAAAGGCCGCGCUGAUUUUGUUCUCUGUGUGAUUUAUUCCCCCCCCCCCCCAGCAGGUGUUUUUGGGGUGCGCUUUGACCUCCAUUUUUGACAUGCAAAAACUAAUACCUCAAACCUAGCUGCUAAUGUUAUGAGUAACGUGUAGAGCCCCAGUCGGUCUCUUACUCCUCUCUCUGUCCCCCUCACACGCUACCACCACCGCCAAGGGAAAGGACAUCGGCAAAGGCACUUUGAUUUCCCAAAACACUGCUUUGUCAGUUUCCCCAUGAUUUUUUUUUUAAAAAAAAAUGUUUUUUUUUUUUUUAAUUUUGUUUCCUCUUUUCUGUCUUGUUUUAAACCCUGCUGGAUUUGGAGAAGCUCAAGUGAAGAGAGGAGCAGGGUGAUGCUUUUUGGGGAAUGUACAGUUUAGCCAUGCAGUGAUAUUGGGAUACUUAGAGACCCACUCAUAUAUUUAUAUAUAAAUACCAGGUGUACAUAUACCAGGUAUACCAUACCAUAUAUAUAUAUAUAUAUAUAUAUAUAUAUAUAUAUAUAUACUUCUUCUUGACAUGAGGGAACAGUUUGUCCAUGUUUAUUUCAUAAGACUUUUUUUUUUGUUUUCUUUCAUUUUAAACCCUGAAGCGCAACUAUACUACCCAGUCCCCUCCAUAUGUGAUGCAAGUCUCAAUCUAAGCAAAGACCCAAACCGAGAGCAGAGAAAAGGACAAGUUACAGUGACCGAGAGGAGACCGACAGCACACCGGAGAGAACGGUGUGUGUUUGUGUGUGUGUGUGUGUUUGGGAGAGGGAGGCAGUGUGGAGACUAACACUUUGCUGAAGUAGCUCCCUUCUGGGGAUUUAGUCUCUGUCUAUUUGCCAGUCUCUCCCCCUCUCUCUCUUUGUUAAGCAGAGCUACAAAGACCAGACCCCAACCAAAGAGAGCAGUCAAAAAGCCAGGGACACUUUGCAUUGUUUUUCUUCCUUUCUAUCAUUAUCAUCCAUCUGUCCUUUCCUCCUUGCGUGUACUCUGUCUUUCGUCAAGUCUUUCAUUCUGUCCCCUAAUUUCCCCUAAAACAAUUGCUAAAAAUUGUGCGAGAUCCCACUUUUUUGGUAUCCCUCUCUGCGUGAGAACCUAAAGGAGUCCAGAGAAACCAAAGAUUGGCCUUGAAUUGAUAAAUGGUGCAAGUCAAAAUCCAUGGCAACACUAGUGAAAACAACCAAACCGACCCUGCAGCCUGGCUCACGGGCCUUUCUACCGCCCCCCCCCCCCCCUCUUUCCAAA